Cygnus atratus (black swan) is the source of this 3426-nucleotide messenger RNA. RefSeq names its product prolyl 3-hydroxylase 2 (gene P3H2). The record is from RefSeq and is a predicted model, not a curated record. The transcript has 15 exons. Gene Ontology annotation, molecular function: procollagen-proline 3-dioxygenase activity; protein binding; iron ion binding. Lineage: Eukaryota; Metazoa; Chordata; Aves; Anseriformes; Anatidae. Gene Ontology annotation, biological process: collagen metabolic process. Bases 35 to 2131 code for a protein of 698 amino acids. Gene Ontology annotation, cellular component: endoplasmic reticulum.
CGGAGCCCAGGGGCAGAACCACCCGGCUCCCAGCAUGGCUACGGGGGGGAGCCGGCCGGGGGGGGCCCUGCUGCUGGUCGUGCUGCUGCAGCACGCGGCGUGCCAGGCGGCUGGGGGGUGCGGGGGGGAAGGCUCCCCCCUGGAGCCCUUCGACUCGCUGUAUGCCGGCGGCGUGGAGGCGUACUACGGCGGCGACUUCGCGGCGGCGGCGCGGUGCCUGGAGCGGGCGCUGCGCAGCCGGAGGGAGCUGCGGGAGGCGAGGCUGCGGUGCAGGAGGAGCUGCCGGGGGCAGGUGCGGCUGGAGGAGCUGGGGUCGGGGCCCGGAGGCGAGCUGCCCUUCUGGGGGGCCUUGCUUCGGCGAGCCGGCUGCCUGCGGAGCUGCGAGGAGGCGCGGCUGGGAGCAGCGUCCCGGCACCGAGCCGCCGAGGAGGUGCGAGCCGAUUUUCAGCGCAGGGUGCCCUACAGCUACCUGCAGCGAGCCUACAUCCAGCUGAACCAGCUGGAGGAGGCGGCAAAUGCAGCUCACACUUUCUUCAUGGCAAACCCCGAGCACAUGGAGAUACAGCAGGACAUUGAGAACUACAAGACCACGUCAGGGAAGGUCAGCUUGAUUGACCGGGAGGCCAAGCCGCACAUGGAAGACUACAGUGCUGGGGUAAGGCACUACGACAGGGAGGAGUAUGGGCUAGCCAUUGACUUCUUGGAGCGCGCCUUGGUGGGGUACUACUCUGAGGAUGAAGACUGCCAGAUCAUGUGCGAGGGACCGCAGAGAUUUGAGGAGCACGAAUACCUGGACUACAAGGCCAGCCUCUACGAAGCUGUUGCAGAUCACUACAUGCAAGUCCUGGCCUGCAAACACGACUGUGUCCGGGAACUCGCCACGCGUUCAGGCCGCAUCUCACCCAUCGAAAACUUCCUUCCCCUCCAUUAUGACUACUUACAAUUUGCCUAUUACAGAGUCGGUGACUACGUGAAAGCCCUGGAGUGCGCCAGGUCCUACCUCCUCUUCCACCCGGACGAUGAAAAUGUCUUGGAGAAUGCAAGCUACUACGAGGGCCUCCUGGAAGGUACUCUGGAUCCAGGCACCAUCAAACCCAGAAAGGAAGCGAAAGCGCUGCUGCGGCGCCAUAAGCUGGAGUCUCACCUCCUGCAGGUGGCUGCGGCUGGGCUGGGAUUCACCUACACGGAGCCGAACUACUGGAAGAGGUAUGGCGCCCGCCAGGACGAGCACAGUGUCCCAUCAAGUAUUAGCAACGAACCAGAGGAAGGGCCCCGGCUGUCCCUAGCAAAGAAACCCACACCGAAACCAGACCGAGAGCUGAAGGAGGGGGGCCCACUUCUCUACAGCGACGUGAAGUUUGUCUACAACUCACAGCAGCUGAAUGGCACCCAGCGAGUACUGCUGGACAACGUCAUCUCGGAGGAGCAGUGCCGAGAGCUUCACAGGGUGGCCAGUGGGAUCAUGUUGGCUGGAGAUGGUUACCGGGGCAAAACCUCCCCCCACACCCCAAAUGAGAGAUUUGAAGGAGCCACUGUCCUCAAAGCCCUCAAGUACGGCUAUGAGGGCCGCGUCCCGCUGAAGAGCGCCCGGCUCUUCUACGACAUCAGUGAGAAGGCCCGCAGGAUUGUCGAGUCCUACUUCAUGCUGAACUCCACGCUCUACUUCUCCUACACGCACCUGGUGUGCCGCACCGCUCUCUCUGGUCAGCAGGAGAGGAGGAAUGAUCUGAGCCACCCCAUCCAUGCUGACAACUGCCUGCUGGACCCCGAGGCCAACGAGUGCUGGAAGGAGCCUCCUGCCUACACCUUUCGGGAUUACAGUGCCCUCCUCUACAUGAAUGCAGAUUUUGAAGGCGGCGAGUUCAUCUUCACUGAGAUGGAUGCCAAAACUGUGACGGCAUCCAUCAAGCCAAAGUGCGGGCGAAUGAUCAGCUUCUCAUCGGGCGGCGAGAACCCCCACGGGGUGAAGGCAGUUACCAAAGGGCAGCGGUGUGCCGUGGCUCUCUGGUUUACCCUGGACCCACUUUACAGAGAGCUGGAGCGAAUCCAGGCAGAUGAAGUGAUCGCGAUGUUGGACCAGGAGCAUCUAGGACCCAGUGAAAUGAACAUCAACCCAAAGGAUGAGCUAUGAACUAGGCCAAAGACUUUUUCUAUUAAAUAUUUAUUUAAUAUUGUUAAUCUUAUUAGAACCUUUCUAUUUUUGUACAGAGAUGCUGUAUAAGUUAACAGGUUAAUAUGAUUGUGGAGUUUUCAGGAGUGCCUCUUCUGUGUUUAGCACAGCUCUUGCUGGGACCCCUCAUUCCUGUGCCAGCAUCUCCUGCUGGGACUGACUCUGCUGCUGAGGUUCCCUGUCCUUCCCUAGCAAUGCUCAGGACCCAUUCAGGCCCACUGCACCCUUUUUUCAAUUCCUCAGCCAGAAGAUGCUGCUUCUCUUUAGCCUCUGCUAGAGAAAUGUCAGAGGUGUGCUGAUGGACCCCUCUCCCUGUCCCUGCAAAGAGCUGGCUGAAGACUCAUCAGUGCUGCCCUGGGAGAAACUGGAGCACUGGUUGUGGCUGUUCUCCCCAUCCUGGAAACUGCUCCACACCCAUCCUGUGAGCUUCCAGCCCCUGCUGCUGCUGGUAAAACCCAAGGUUACACUUCAUGGUUUCCAGGUGCAUGUUCAAAAGCAGCUGCAAGUCUCAGAGAUGUUACAGUGCCAUGGUGUUGGAUGGUCAUGAUGCUGCUUUGUAUGCUGGGUGCCCUGUCUGCAUCUUCCCAUCCUGAUGGUGCAGAAGCUGCAGAUGUUUAUGGCAUGGUAGCAUCUACUUGCUCAGAGUAUUUCUGACACAGUCUGAGGGUGUUGCUGUGAAAGCACAUGCUGCUUAGCACAAGAAAUUUACCCUGCCAGCACCUGCUGCUGACCUAGUAAAUCGUGUCUCACCCACCAUUAAAUUAACGCCUGUGCACGGGACCAGAGCAGCCCCCACCUGAGUCACAACAAGCACUGAAGUCUCAGAACUGUCUGCACCCCAGACCCAGGGACAGUUUUCGUUUUGACCCAACAGCUGCUAGAAAGCAGUUCCGAAGAAGCAGGCUGCAGCAAUCCUAGUUGUUGCAUUUCCUGCAAGGCUGCUGUCCUCUGCAGAAAGCACCCCAGGGGGCUUGGCUGGAGCUCACCUCCCCAGGCAGCUUUGCUUAGCUCCCUGCUGCAUUGGCUUGGUGUUUUCUCAGUCCUUUUCUGCUCCCCUCUGCCAGGUCUGGCAUUUCCAGGACUUAAAUCAGGUGUUGUCCUCUGUCCCCACCACACUAUUGCCUCCCAGGCUUGGCUCCUGCUUGCUGCGCCCUUGGCCCCAGUUUGUGCUGCUCCCCUUGCAGGCUGGGGUUGGUUUGCUGCUGCGGUGGUUAGCCAGAGCUGUGUCUAAAUCCAGGGGAAAUAAACUAAACUAA